ACCAGUUGAACGGUCCCAUUUUGAAGUUUAGGGAAUGAAGUGGGAUUCUGCAGAUAGUUUGAGGGGAACAAAGUGGAAUAUACCUUUUCUUUCCCCUGAACAAUUAAAGUUCAAUCUUCUACAGUUGACAUGUUUACGAAUAAUCGGAGGCAAGAAGAGCGGACUGGAAAAUAUGGAACUCCCCGGGUAAAUUACCUUCAGGAAUUGGUGAGUCAGUUUCAGAAUGCUACUGAUGAAGAGAUAAAGGAGAGAAUUGCUGCUAAUCUAGCAAACUUUGCAUAUGACCCUUACAACUACACAUUCUUGCGCCAGCUUAAUGUUUUGGAACUUUUCCUCGACUGCAUGACAGAGCCCAAUGAGAGGCUUGUGGAGUUUGGUAUUGGAGGAAUCUGCAAUGCCUGUGUUGAUCCGUCAAAUGCUGCAGUUGUAAUUCAGUGUGGUGGAAUCCCUCUUGUCAUUCAAUGUCUCUCUAGUCCUGUCCGAAACACGAGACAGCAGUGGAAUAGAGAUGAAUCCUGUGGCAGUCACAUGCUAAAUAUUCCAGUUCUGGAGCAUCUUUUAACAUUGGCAUUGUAGUUUAUGCUUGUAUUUCAUGGAAGCCACCUAAUGCUAUCUUCAUCGUAAUUACUAGAUUGACAAACUAGUGUACUUGGUUGAUUUUUGUUGACUUGUAUUUCGUUAAUAUGCUAUUUGAGCUGAAUUUGGAAUGCAAGGCCUCAUGGAUACUCCAUGGAUUACUGUUAGUCAUGGCACAUUGACCCUGCUAUACUUUAUUGCCAACCAUUUAUUUAGAAGAAUUUGUUAUUUGUAGUUA
This is a messenger RNA of Coffea eugenioides, 814 nucleotides long. RefSeq names its product armadillo repeat-containing protein 7-like. The transcript is spliced from 7 exons. The record is from RefSeq and is a predicted model, not a curated record. Lineage: Eukaryota; Viridiplantae; Streptophyta; Magnoliopsida; Gentianales; Rubiaceae. Gene Ontology annotation, molecular function: protein binding. Bases 130 to 576 code for a protein of 148 amino acids.